ACAAACAUUCUAAUCAUUUGAACGGUCACUGAGUGUGAAGACAAUUUUUUUUUUUUCCAUCGGUUCGGUGCACGAAGGAAGUGAAACUACGCGCUGUUCGCGAGAUCGUGGUACCGAUGGUCGUCCCGUGAGCUGCCAUGCCGGAGGAACGCCGGCGAAGGGAAAUUCGCGAGACCGCGAGGAAAAGUUUUCCCGAGAAACCCGGCGUAAUGAAGCGAGGGGGUUGAGUUUCGCUUUCCGAGGGGGGAAGUUGAAGUUUUCCCCGAAAGGCGGUUCCUCUCUCCCGUCCCCCUAACUUCCACCGGGUUGUGGCAUCGAUUGAGGUUGUCUUCGGGGAACGGUAUAUAUAAUUUUUUUUCUUUAGAAGCCGCGCCUAGCGCGAGGCGACGCGAAAAUCGCGGAUCUCGUGUCACCCGUGUCGCUGUGACACCGUCGAUCAAACAGCAGCAAGAGAAAGGAAGGUGUCAUCCGGGGGCUCCCGUUUCAUGCGGUCAUCAGUCUCAGCGGGGAAGACAGCUCAUCGAUAGCCAACAUGGGGAUUUACCAACUCCUCUUGGGACUCCUGUUCGUCUCUGCUGCUCAAGCCAAGAUAGGUUACUUCUGGCACAUCACCGACAUUCAUUACGACGAGCACUACUCGUCCACCGGAAACUCCGGGAAAAACUGCUGGCGCACAGAUGGCGCGGCGGGCGGCGCCAGGCCGCUGGGCAGGUUCGGCGACUACAACUGCGACUCGCCCUGGGCGCUGGUGCAGUCCGCCGCCAAGGCCAUGCGCGACAAGCACGGCGACAACAUAGAGUUCGUGCUGUGGACCGGCGACGGCGCCUCGUACACGGGCGGCCGCUCCUCCGACCACCAGCUGCAGGUGCUGAAGAACCUCACCGACCUGCUGAGGCACACGUUCAGCAGCCAGUUCGUGUUCCCGGUGCUGGGUCACGAGGACCCCAACCCGGGGCUGGGGCAGAGCUACGGUGAGGUGGCCGACCUGUGGAGCCACUGGCUGCCCACCGAGGCCCUGAACACCAUCGGCCGAGGCGGCUACUAUACAUUUGAGCAAAAGGGAAAGAAACUCAGACUUGUGGCUCUGAACACGAACGUGUACGUCAAGGGCGGGAUCUUGAGCUUCGACGAUGAUCCCAUCGGCCAGUGGAACUGGUUGGAAAAUGUGCUAGAUAAGUCCAGGAAAAGUAAAGAGACGGUGUACCUGGUGGGUCACAUUCCUCCCGGGGUGGAUGAGAGACAGAGCGGGGCGUUGGUCACCCCUCAGGCAUCCUUCCAAGAGAAGUUCAACAGGCAGUACCUCAGGCUGGUGCGCAAAUACUCCGACAUCAUCGUGGGACAAUUCUUCGGGCACCUCCACUCCGAUUCGUUCCGCAUCAUCUAUGCGGACACCGGAAGGCCAGUCUCCUGGAUGUUCAUCGCCCCAGCCUUGUCGCCAAGAAGGAUCCCAAGCGGAGCCAACAAUCCUGGCCUGAGACUUUACAAGUUCAACACGGACACUGGACAGGUGCUGGACUACGUGCAGUACUAUCUGGACUUGGUGGCGGCCAACCAGCGCGGCCAGGCAGACUGGCAGCAGGAGUACAACCUCACGAACUACUACGGCCUCGGUGAAGUGUCGGCGGCGUCCUUGAACGAGUUGGCUGAGAGCUUCAUCACGCCAGAAGGGUCGCAGCUGUUUGCGAAGUACUACCGCGCCAACUCGGUCCAGCAGCCCUACAGCUCGGACCCGCGCAACUGCGACCUCAGCUGCACCUUCAACCACUACUGCGCCGUGACGCGCGUGGACUACGCCGAGUUCCAGAGCUGCCUGGAGGCGGAGACGAGCGCCUUCUCGGCCAGGACCUCGAGGACCCCGCUGUGGGGCGUGGUCGCGACGCUGUCCUUCGCGGCGGCCUGCCACGCGUCCUGA
Bacillus rossius redtenbacheri is the source of this 1912-nucleotide messenger RNA. RefSeq names its product acid sphingomyelinase-like phosphodiesterase 3b. The record is from RefSeq and is a predicted model, not a curated record. NCBI's taxonomy places the organism in Eukaryota, Metazoa, Arthropoda, Insecta, Phasmatodea, Bacillidae. Bases 533 to 1912 code for a protein of 459 amino acids. The transcript is spliced from 10 exons. Gene Ontology annotation, molecular function: phosphoric diester hydrolase activity.